Ceratina calcarata is the source of this 2517-nucleotide messenger RNA. RefSeq names its product WD40 domain-containing protein denticleless (gene l(2)dtl). Bases 449 to 2410 code for a protein of 653 amino acids. The record is from RefSeq and is a predicted model, not a curated record. Lineage: Eukaryota; Metazoa; Arthropoda; Insecta; Hymenoptera; Apidae. The transcript has 7 exons. Gene Ontology annotation, molecular function: protein-macromolecule adaptor activity; protein binding. Gene Ontology annotation, cellular component: nucleus. Gene Ontology annotation, biological process: proteasome-mediated ubiquitin-dependent protein catabolic process; mitotic G2 DNA damage checkpoint signaling.
ACGUUCUAAAAUAUCUGCAGCAGUCUGGAGUAAUUAAGAAUAUUGAUCGAACAAGAGUCAAAUAUCGUUAAGUGUGAUCAAUUUUUUUGGAUCACUGUAUGUGGGUUAGGGCUGGCUGGAACUUAUUGGACGCGUAUAGAUUUCUGCCCAAAUGUUGAAUGCAUGGAUAGGGUUGGAUAGGGAAUUGUUCCUCAACGCACGGCGCUAUGAUCAAGAUUCCUUAAGCCGCACUCGCAGCGCAGUGUCGUUCGUCUCUUCUCAUGUAGUAGUAAGUGCGGGAAAAGUGACAGAUUUUUCCCGCGUACGAUCAUACAUAGCACGAUCUCGUACGCAAACACCGUGUUUUGACAAUAAACGUCAAUUUAAUGUGGUUUCAAAAUGAGCUUGGUUCGUUCUAUCGUGGAACGUGAAAAAGGAUUUGGUAAUUUAGUUCGGAAUACUUCACGCGAUGAAAGAUUCGUUGUAUUCAUUGCCAUCGAUACGCGAUUACGACGUUGCUCUGUACCGUUUGAAAUGUUACGAAAACGAUGUUUACCGCGGUAUCGUUCCCAAUGCGAACGCGAACACCGAUCUUUAUUCGGAACCGCCAGCGUUCGCGUGUCGAUUUUGUACGACGCAAGGAUACGAACAGGUGAUAGCUUUGGCGAACGAGGAUGGCAGGAUCGCUUUGCAAGACACGAGCGAUACAUCGCGGCGGCGGCAGCAGCUGUUGAACGGUGCUCAGGCACACUGUAACGCGAUAUUCGACGUCGCAUGGAUGCCAGGGGAAUUGAAAUUGGUCACAGCAUCGGGCGACCAUACCGCUAAAUUAUGGGACGUAGGCGGUUCCGAUAUAAAACAAGUCGACUGUUUUCAUGCUCAUACGAGAAGCGUCAAGACAGCGGUAUUUCGUUAUCAAGAUCAAGCUGUGUUCGCUACCGGAGCUAGGGACGGUUGUAUAAUGAUAUGGGACGUCAGAGCCAGUCACCUGGAACGUCGCAAACCAGACAAUUGCAUCAUUAAUGCGCACAAUGUUGGAACUUUGAGUAACGUUAGACAACGUAGGACAAUCGGUCACGUGUCCAAAGCACAAAGUAUCACAGGUCUAGCCUUUCAAGACGAUUUUACUUUGAUCUCGUGCGCAGCUGGAGACGGUUUGAUAAAGGUUUGGGAUUUGCGGAAGAAUUAUACUGUUCACAAGAGAGAUCCAGUGGCCAAGCACACGAUGAAUCACGUAGAGAACAGUAGAAGGACUGGUUUUUCAUCGCUGUUAAUAUGUCCCGCUAGGAUCACUCUAUACGCGAGUUGUAUGGAUAACAUCAUAUACACGUAUAACAUAUCAUCGUACAAUUCCAAGCCAAUGGGAGAAUUUUAUGGACAUCAGAACCGUACGUACUACGUGAAAACCUGUUUGAGUCCGGAUGGACGAUACAUCGCCAGUGGUUCCAGCGACGAACUCGCAUAUAUUUGGCGCACAAACAAACCAGGGGCACCGGUCGUACAACUUUCAGGACAUACCGAAGAAGUUACUUGCAUAGCGUGGUGCGGCGUCGGUGAAACCAAGCUGAUAACUUGUUCGGACGAUUCGUGUCAUCGAAUUUGGAGAGUCGGCUACGAACAUACGAGGGACAACGAAGAAAUAGAGAUACGUGGUCGCGCAAAACCCGUCUCCCUCAACGAUCCAUUGGAGAAUUUAAAACUGGAAAUGACACCGACUGUCACGCGACGUCGUAUAGCUCAAGAAUCGACUCCAGGAUCCGACGACAACACGCCUGGUUCGAUCGAUCGAAACGACGAAGAUGAUAAAGACCGGACGAACGUCGUCGACGCUGGUGAUAGUUCGAUGAAAAGAAGUUAUUCCCGAAUGAUGGGUUCAUGGUCCGACGGGAAAUUUAAAUCGGUUUUAUCUCCCAUACAAGAGAACGUUCCCGAGUCCGCCACGAAACGAAUUCAUUUGGAAAAUCGCGGUGCGCGAAGAUUGUUCAGUUCGUGCAACGACAACAGUUCGUCGUUAUACAGAGGCUACGAGUCUGACGAACCAAGUACAAGUUCGACCGGAGCUGUGGAGAGGAAAAAUGACGAUAUUCAUUUUUCACCUACGUCGAAUCUUCCAAAUUUUGUUAUCGACGGUACGGCGCCGCAUUUGCUACAAUUAUCGCCACAAAAGUACAAAGAAAACGUCGACUGGUUGACAAGAAUACGAAGAGAGAAGUACGAAAAGAAAAGGGGGACGGCGGCGAAAACGGUUUCUGAAAAAUUGGCCAGUCCCGUCUCGCACGUAACGCCUGCCAGGAGAAACGGCAGAUCCCGCUCGACGGAACCGCAAAAAGUAUCUAAAAUGCCGAGAAGUCCAGCAACGGCUACCUCACCAGCACCCUCCCUAUUAAAUUUCUUUAAACUUACCGGGAAAAACUGCAACGACGGUUGUUAGCACUUUAACGAUUUCCAUGUCGAAUUAAAGAUGGAAGAAAGGUACUACGAUACGGUACGUUCUACGAGAGAGAGAGAGAGAGAGAGAGAGAGAGAGAGAGAGAGAAA